This is a messenger RNA of Bombyx mandarina (wild silkworm), 3011 nucleotides long. RefSeq lists its product as uncharacterized. The record is from RefSeq and is a predicted model, not a curated record. NCBI's taxonomy places the organism in Eukaryota, Metazoa, Arthropoda, Insecta, Lepidoptera, Bombycidae.
CCGAUAGGGUCAAAGUAUAUACCAGAUGUAUUCAUUGAGGGAUGAUGAUGUGGGAGGGAUGAUUGAAUCACAAUUUAUUCAAGUUAUAGAAAAAUACCAAACUAAAUUAUCUAAAUUAAUCAAACAAAAUAUUUUGGUAACUACAUCAACCAUCUCUUCUUUUAAAGAUACUUUAAAUAAAAUUAAUAUCAAUGAACAACAGCUAAACAAUGCAAUUGAUACUCUAAUGCAUGCACAACAAAACUCCACAUUACUUUCCGACAAUCUACUUCAAAGGUCAAAACUUAACGAAAUAUUGAACGUUCUAGAGAGCAGUUUGUUAACACUAUCGUUUAAAUUACAAGAUAUUAUUAACGCAAUUAUGUUCAGCAAGUCAAAUAUUUUAUAUCCGUCUAUAAUAACCCCGAAACAAUUGUUUUCAGAGCUUGUAGACAAUUAUAUAUUUUUGGCUGAUUAUCACCAAUUCCCCAUAAGUUUGUCAUUAGAUAAUAUUUAUACACUAAUGAAUGUAUCUGAAAUCGCUACCUAUUAUAAUAACAAUAAAAUUGUAUUUGUUCUAAAAGUACCACUUGUCGAUUCAAAAGAUUAUCACUUAUACCAUAGUAUUCCAUAUCCAGUCAUUAUUUCUAACAAAACUUACGCAACUAUCAUUCCAUCAACUAAAUAUAUCGCCAUCACUAGAAAUAGAAAUCAUUAUUGUAAGUUGAAUAGUUUAAUUAGUUGUAAGGUAAUAUAUAAUUUAAACUACAUUUGUGAAAACAUAGAUGCCUAUUUCAGUUCUAGAUCCCCGAUCUGCGAAUCGGAAAUUAUUUCUAAAGCCUUAAACUCUGUACCUAAUGUUUGUAAAACUAAUUUUCUUGGAGGUCAUUUAGAUAUUUUGCAACCACUGUCCAAUAAUAGGUGGGUCUUUGUAAUUACAGAACCUUAUAAACUCUCCAUAGAUUGUCAAGACCAACCCAGUACAGAGAUAAUAAUAGUAGGUACAGGCAUCGUUAACCUUCCCAUACAUUGUGUAGCAUUUUAUAAAGAUUCAAGGUUAAUACCAAAAUAUUCAAAGAUAAUAAAAUUUCAACCAAUUAUUGUAAAUUUCAACCUUUUAAACGACUCUUGCUGUAAUUCUGUAACUCUAUACAAAACUAAAUUGCCUUUAUUAAAUUUAUCUAACUUUAACCUUGAUUCUAUCACCUCCCAACAACAUACACAGAUAAAUAAUAUUGUAAAAAGUUUAGAUACGAUUAAUGAAAAGCCGCAUAUUGUUCUAUACGGCGAAUAUUAUUCAUAUACAACCAUAAUUAUUUCUAUUAUAGUUAUUAUUUUUAUUUUAGCUCUUUUUUAUAAUGUUGUAAAAUCGGGCACGUGUCACCGUCUUUUAAAAUUCAAAACUAAAUUAAAUAUUGAAAAAACCGAAGAAUUAUCGGAAGUCGCCGCCGUCUCCCCUAGUGUGCCAAAACUCCGUACAUCUUUUUCCUAAACUUAACCCUUUUGGGGUAAGUUUACUCUCGGCUCCGGGGCUGUUAUAAAUGGUUCCCGUAUACAAUAGUGCUAAGGAACCCCAUUACAAAUCACAAAGUCAGCAGUUUUAUUAUCUCUUUAUAAUUACUCGUAUAAUUUAAAUCAGUUUGAAACCAUCAUCCGCGCGCGUGACACUUGCCCUAAAUUGAGCCCAAUUUAUUGUAAUUUAAUAAAAUAAAUCUAUUCUUUCUUAAUUUAAUUUUUUUAAAAAGGCCUUCGGCCAAAUCCCUGUAACAGAACGUAAAUGUUAGACUGAAUCUCCAGCUUAUUGUUGUUUGUUAUUAGGGAUCAUAUGUCCUAAUUCAGCAUAUUCGUUCAUGAAUGUUUUAUAUUUUAGUGCCAAAUCCUUCUGAAAUCCUUCUGUUUAUGAAACUUAUGUUCUAAAUUUUUCAGUUGAGCAAUCGCUAUUGGUUUGAUUUACCUAAAUUAUGUUUUAAAUCCUCCUUUAGAGGCAAUCUCACUUCAUAUCGACCAUUUUCGAUGCGUUUUGUUGUUGAGCAAUAAAAGUUUAUACAUUCUUGAUCUUCUACGGAAAUGUUCGUAGAUUCGUUGAUUUUGUGCCGGCUCAUGUCAACGUCGAAUCAGUCCAGCACGGAGUCCGGCACGGCACUCGGACACGUAUACAAUAAAUAGUUAUGAGUGAUAUGACUUUCCUUUGAGACUAACCCACCCGUAACUCCGCACAGUGGUGACCCCGUGCCGUGUCGAUAAAUUAAAUAGUUACAAAUAGUGAAAAAUAUAACAAUAAUAUAAUACAAAAAAAAAUCAUACGAAUCGGACAUUAUUAAAAGUGAAGUGGAGCAGAUUACGGUUACAUCGAGAACAGCCGAGUUCUGGGAAGAUCAACCCAGGACGUGGUUCAUACAUGCCCAGCUGCAUCGGAGCACGUAACUACCGCCUUAGUAUAAGGAAUAGAAAUAGCAAUUUAAAUUUUUUAAUAGACACUGGUGCCAAUAUCACUGUUUUACCACGUACAGUAAUAAGAAAAAAAGCUUUUUCUGAUAAUAGUUCUAAGUAUACAUUGUAUGCAGCAAAUGGCACCGUCAUUAAAACUUAUGGUACUAAAAAUUUGGAAUUAGAUUUAGGUUUAAGAAGAUCUUUUCACUGGACAUUUGUUAUUGCAGAUGUAAGUCAGCCUAUUUUAGGAGCUGAUUUUUUGAAAACUUACCAUUUAUUAGUCGAUUUAAGUUCUCGUAAACUAACUGAUCAAAUAAUUAAUCUUAACGUUUCAUCCUUAUUUGUAAAUACACAUCAUAUACAUAGUGUUAAAACUAUAGAUAUAAGCCACCCGUUUUAUGAUUUGCUAUCGAAAAUCCGGAUAUCACCAAGCCGGUUUCUUUUAAAGAGCCACCGAAACAUUCGGUUUACCAUCAUAUCGAGACUUUCGGACCGCCCGUCUCGGACACGCUCGUGCGAAACCGUUGCCACCACAUCGUUAUGCCAAGGUUAAAGAAGAGAUAAGACUUAUACAACAGUUGGGGGAUUUGUAGACCGUCGAA